Molecule: messenger RNA, 1507 nt
Organism: Artibeus jamaicensis (Jamaican fruit-eating bat)
Lineage: Eukaryota; Metazoa; Chordata; Mammalia; Chiroptera; Phyllostomidae
Gene: MRPL44
Product: mitochondrial ribosomal protein L44
Exons: 4
Coding region: 69-1064 (331 amino acids)
Biological process (GO): rRNA processing; regulation of gene expression; primary miRNA processing
Cellular component (GO): nucleus
Molecular function (GO): double-stranded RNA binding; ribonuclease III activity
Source: RefSeq, a predicted model, not a curated record
CGGUGCUGUGUUACCGCCACACUGUUCCGACGUUUUUCCUUCCUCCCUCCACUGCCCCGUCCCCUGCAAUGGCAUCCGGGUUGGUCAAGCUGCUGUUGCGGGGCCCUCGCUGCCUCCUGACACCGGCCAUCCCUCCUCGACCCCCGCCAGCUCGGGGGGUGAAGGACUUCCGCGCAGCCGUCCGCUUCCAGAAGGAGUUGGAGCGGCGGCGUCUGCUCCGGAACCCGCCGCCGCCCGUCCGCCGGUCGGAGAAGCCCAACUGGGACUACCACGCUGAAAUACAAGCAUUUGGACACCGGCUACAGGAAACCUUUUCCUUAGAUCUCCUCAAAACUGCAUUUGUUAAUAGCUGCUAUAUUAAAAGUGAGGAGGCCAAGCGUCAAAAGCUUGGAAUAGAGAAAGAAGCUGUUCUUCUGAAUAUUAAAGACAAUCAAGAACUCUCUGGACAAGGGUCCUCUUUUUCACAAACGUGCCUCACACAAUUUCUUGAGGAUGCAUUCCCGCACUUGCCUGCUGAAGGCAUUCAGAGCCUUGUUGACUUUCUCACUGGCGAGGAAGUUGUGUGUCACGUGGCUAGAAACUUGGCUGUGGAGCAGCUCACUCUGAGUGCGGAAUUUCCAGUCCCCUCGACUGUGUUACAGCAGACCUUCUUUGCAGUGAUUGGAGCCCUGCUACAGAGCAGCGGACCUGAGAGGACUGCGCUUUUCAUCAGGGACUUCUUAAUUACCCAGCUAACUGGAAAAGAUCUCUUUGAGAUUUGGAAUAUAGUCAAUCCCAUGGGGCUGUUGGUGGAAGAACUGAAGAAAAGAAAUAUUUCAGCUCCUGAGUCCAGACUUACCAGGCAGUCCGGAAGCACCACAGCUUUGCCUGUGUUUUUUGUUGGCUUAUACUGUGACAAGAAGUUGAUGGCAGAAGGGCCUGGGGAGACAGUUCUGGUUGCAGAAGAAGAAGCUGCUCGAGUGGCACUUAGGAAACUGUACGGCUUCACGGAGAACAGACAGCCUUGGGACUAUUCCAGGCCCAAAGCGGCUUUCAGAGCAGAAAAGACCCUCACUGCCGGCUAGCCGGCCGAAGCUGGAGGAACCUGAAAUGCGCCUCCCGUCCAAGUGCAACCCAGGCCUGACCCUGCUUAGCUUCUGAGGUCAGACGAGAUCGGGCGCAUUCAGGGUGGUACAGCUAUAGAUGGAACCUGAAAUUUAUAAGCAAAACAUUGAGACAGGUGUCACAGGUGUUCAAAUUGUAGAGAAAUGCUUUAUUUCUCAUACUGAGUUCUUCAAAUUAAACAAGUAUUCAUCAGGGCAUGUGUUUUAUUUUUUAAGUCAUUUUUUGUUGUCUUUUUUUAUGUUUUCCCAAUAAAUUUUUACUGGGUUCUUGACUUUAUUAUUGUGUAUAACUUGUACAAUUAAGUGUAUUUUAUAUCCUUCUAGCUUUGAGGUAUAAUUUGAAUGUAUGUUUUAUGUGAACUUUGCUGCAAUGCCAAUAAAGUUAUUCUUCUCUAAUUGUUUAA